AUAUCCUUUGCACAACCUGCCAAAUCCGUCAAAAUGGCGUUCUGUUUGAUGCUCGGAACGCAUACGUUCGACUCACUUCUAUCCGGCUAUGAGAACAUCACGGUGCAAUGUCAGAAUUGCGGAAACUUCUCCGGGAAGUUGACGAAGCGAUGGGAAUGGUUCACCGUCUGCUUCGUCCCCCUCAUCCCCUUCUCCUUCAAACCCUACCAUGACGUCUCCUGCCACAUCUGCCACUUCCACCAAGACAUCGGGCAACGACCGGACGUCCAGCAACAGAUGAACAACCCGGGCUCUGCCCCGCAGCAGCAGCAUAUCCCGAUGCAGAACGGUCCGCCGCAGGGAUGGGGUGGACAGCAGAAGGUGCAACAUCCGUAUUACAAGUAGAAGAGGAAAGGAGGAGGAGGAGAGAGGAAGACAAGUCGCGAGGACGAGGCGGGCUGCUUACUUUUGUUAAUGGGCUGGGAGGGAAAGGCGCAUUUGCUUUCUUUGACAGAUUGAACGAAGAGAUAUCCUCGACAAAUACUUGGAGUUUUCUUCUAAUGAAAAGACAUGAUCACAAACAUUCCGAGGCGUCUCCAGCUCCGUCGAUAUCAUCGAAUACCUGACAAACGGGAAACGGCAUGCAGUUGAAGAACAUGAUGUGAAAGCUAGAAACACACGGCACUGGACGAUCCCAGGACCAGGAAACUUUGUUUCUCUGACGCUUGAAGGAAGGAUGUUCACUCGUCUUCGGAAAAGAGAAGAGGAACGGCGGUAGUAGUAAAACAUCAUUUGGCGACAGAAGCGGAAGCCGAAAAAACGAAAUCUCAGACAAAUGCC
Dissoconium aciculare CBS 342.82 is the source of this 819-nucleotide messenger RNA. RefSeq lists its product as uncharacterized. Bases 34 to 384 code for a protein of 116 amino acids. The transcript has 4 exons. The record is from RefSeq and is a predicted model, not a curated record. Lineage: Eukaryota; Fungi; Ascomycota; Dothideomycetes; Mycosphaerellales; Dissoconiaceae.